CAUCGAAGCUGCUGCAAAACCGCUCGCUCCUCUCGCAAUGGCCCUGCCAAGCCGCACCAACUCUGCCACUGCACCGCGGCUCAAUGUCAAAAAAGCCGUCCUCUUUCACAGCCAAAGCAGAUGGCGAGAGGCCCAGGUGGGCCGACAGGCAGCACAGCGGCGGUUGGCGCGGCGCCAGCGGCAGCUGUCCUGCCAGCCCAGCGCCAGCCUGAGCCUGGAGGCUGUCAAGGAUGUCGGCGGCCUGGUGCUGUUCUCCGCGCUGCCCUUCGUGGCGGUGCAGGCGCUGGCCGACAGCAAGCUGGGCAAGGACCUGCUGGCUGGCCUGGAGGCGCAGAAGCCGCUGCUGCGCAGGCAGGCGGCGCAGCAGGAGGCCGAGCGGCGGGCGGCGCGGCAGCAGAGCCCAUGGUUUGGCGCCGCCCGCCCGCUGUGGCUGGGCCCGCUGAGCACGCAGCCGCCGCAGCACCUCAGCGGCGAGCUGCCUGGCGACUAUGGGUGGGACCCUGCUGGGCUGGGGCGCGACCCUGCCAAGCUGGACCGGUAUGUGGAGCUGGAGCUGCUGCACGCGCGCUGGGCCAUGCUGGGCGCGCUGGGGGCGGUGGUGCCAGAGCUGCUGCAGCUGGCCGGGUCUGCCACCUUUCUGGAGGAUCGGUGGUGGAAUGUGGGGUACGCCAAGCUGACCACGGGGGAGGAGCUGGCGUACCUCGGCGUACCGGGGCUGAGGGUGGCGGGCGGCCAGGGCGUGGCCAUCAUCGCCUUCUGCCAGGUGCUGCUCAUGUUUGGCCCGGAGUAUGCCCGGGCCUGCGGCAUCUCGGCCCUGGAGCCGCUGGGCGUCUUCCUGCCGGGAGACAAAAACUACCCAGGCGGCUGGCUGUUUGACCCGCUGCAGCUUUCGGGCGAUGCGGAGCGGUACGAGGCGAUGCGGGUGCGGGAGAUCAAGAACGGGCGGCUGGCCAUGGUGGCGUGGCUGGGCUUUGCGGCGCAGGCUGCAGUGACGCGGCAGGGGCCCGUCCAGAACCUGCUGGAUGCUGUGGGCGGGCUGGGUAGCUAGCAGGCAGGCAUGCGGCUGGCCGGCUGGGUGGCCCAGGCGCUGUGCCCGCUCGUGGGGGAGUGGGUGAGCAGGCCCGACAGGCAUGGCACCGGCAGCUCCACUCUGACAUUGGUCAUUUCAUUGCACUUGCAUUUCAUUUGCCUCUCGUUGCCCUGGCAUGGUUUUAUGUUACAUCGGGGGCUGCU
Messenger RNA from Chlorella variabilis, 1233 nucleotides. RefSeq lists its product as hypothetical. The transcript is spliced from 7 exons. Gene Ontology annotation, biological process: response to light stimulus; photosynthesis, light harvesting in photosystem I. The coding region runs from base 38 to 1048 and encodes 336 amino acids. NCBI's taxonomy places the organism in Eukaryota, Viridiplantae, Chlorophyta, Trebouxiophyceae, Chlorellales, Chlorellaceae. The record is from RefSeq and is a predicted model, not a curated record. Gene Ontology annotation, cellular component: membrane.